AUGGAACAGAUCAAUGGGUCUGUUCAGAUGGAGCGCGCGCUGCUGUACACCUUCCUGGAGGUCUCCUCUGACUGUAAGUUCAGAGAGCAACUGCAUUCUCUGCAAAGCCUUGGGACUCUGUCUUUCCUGAAAGGCAGCUGCUACUAUGAUGAUGAGGUGGAACUUCAGACCGACGGCAAUCGAAGCGGCCACAUGCAGAAUGGUGAGCUAGUGUUUGACCCUGAGGUGAAUGAAGAAGUUAUCCGCAUCAUUGCUGCUCAGCUUGCUGAGAUUGGAGACCAGUUUGAUAAAGAAAUCAAAGCAAGAGUAGUAAAUGAUCUAGUGCAGCACUUUCUGAAUGAGAAUCUGUCUGGAGAGGAGAUAACGCGGCGCAUGUCGGAGGCAGUGGAAGGGCUUGCACGAGCCAUCCCCUCGGACAUGGAACGGGAGAAGGCCAUGUUGGUGCUAGCAAUGGUCUUGACUAAAAAAAUUGCGAAUACGAUGCCUUCCCUUCUACAGCGUGUCUUCAGCACCACUGUGAGCUACAUCAGCCAGCAGCUCCACAACUACAUCGUCAGAAUGCAGUAG
Opisthocomus hoazin is the source of this 567-nucleotide messenger RNA. The record is from RefSeq and is a predicted model, not a curated record. NCBI's taxonomy places the organism in Eukaryota, Metazoa, Chordata, Aves, Opisthocomiformes, Opisthocomidae.